This is a messenger RNA of Salvia miltiorrhiza (redroot sage), 1567 nucleotides long. Its product is annotated as aminotransferase ALD1, chloroplastic-like. The record is from RefSeq and is a predicted model, not a curated record. Gene Ontology annotation, biological process: systemic acquired resistance, salicylic acid mediated signaling pathway; L-pipecolic acid biosynthetic process. The transcript has 10 exons. Lineage: Eukaryota; Viridiplantae; Streptophyta; Magnoliopsida; Lamiales; Lamiaceae. Bases 88 to 1407 code for a protein of 439 amino acids. Gene Ontology annotation, cellular component: chloroplast. Gene Ontology annotation, molecular function: pyridoxal phosphate binding; L-lysine:pyruvate alpha-transaminase activity.
UAGCUCAAUGUGCUUAUUUGUAUUUGUCUGUACUCUACUUUGACAUUACAUCCUAGAGUGCGGAUAUAAUCUAAGUUAGAAGAAAACAUGUAUACGAGUUUAGCUUUCAGUUUCAUGCCUUGCAAAACUAUUUUAUCUCCUAGAGCUAGCAUCACAACACAAGAUAUUGAAAAUGCCACAGUUUAUUGUACAAAAGUUUCUCGUAAUCCAACAUUGGAGAAGCUUCAGUAUAACUAUUUAUUCCCUGAGAUAUCGGAGAGAGAAGCUCAACAUGCUAAAAAGUAUCCUAAUGCAAAAAUCAUCAGCCUUGGGAUUGGCGACACUACUGAGCCAUUACCAGAUGUUGUAGCUUCGAGCAUGGGUAAUUAUGCAUACAGCCUUUCAACACGUACAGGUUACAGAGGCUACGGAGCUGAGCAAGGAAGCAAGGAUCUAAGAGAAGCCAUAACAGAGACAUUUUACAAAGACAUGGGUAUACAAGGUGCUGAAGUGUUUGUAUCCGAUGGUGCACAAUGUGAUAUUUCUCGCCUGCAGAUGCUCUUUGGAUCAAACAUGUCCAUCGCCGUUCAAGAUCCAAUUUUUCCGGCGUAUAUAGAUUCAAGCGUCAUCAUCGGGCAGACAGGCGAUGUUGAGCAAGGAUCAGGAAGGUAUCAGAAUAUCGAGUACAUGAGAUGCGAUCACCACCACAAUUUCUUCCCUGACCUCUCAAAAACCACGCGAACGGACAUCAUCUUCUUCUGCUCCCCAAACAACCCCACGGGCCAUGCGGCGUCUUGGGAGCAGCUUGAACAGCUCGUGAAAUUAGCUCAAGAGAACGGAUCGAUCAUCGUCUACGACUCAGCCUAUGCUGUUUAUAUCUCAGACGGCAGUCCUCGGUCAAUCUAUGAAAUCCCUGGCGCCAAAAAGGUUGCCAUUGAAGUUUCAUCAUUCUCCAAGAUAGCCGGAUUCACAGGUGUUCGUCUUGGCUGGACCGUCGUGCCUAAGGAGUUGCUAUAUUCCAAUGGUUUCCCCGUUAUUAAUGACUUCAAUCGUAUCAUCUGCACAUGCUUUAACGGAGCUUCAAGGAUAGCUCAGGCUGGUGGCCUAGCAAGCUUAUCCAGUGAAGGAUUCAAGGCUGUUAUGUCCCUGGUGGAUUACUACAAGUCAAAUGCAGAGAUACUGCUGGAGACGUUCGAAUCGCUCGGACUCAAGGCAUACGGAGGCGUAAACGCGCCGUAUCUUUGGGUGCACUUUCCUGGAUCAAAUUCAUGGGAUGUGUUCAACGAAAUUCUUGAGAAAACACACAUAAUAACAGUUCCUGGGAGUGGAUUUGGCCCAGCAGGGAAGGAGUAUAUAAGGGUCACUGCUUUUGGUCACAGAGAGAACAUUCUGGAAGCUUCAGACAGACUGAGGAGUCUUCUUCUCUAGUGCACGCACAAAUAUAACAUCAAUAAAACAGGAAUAGUGUUUGUGUUUUCUAUGUUUUUGCAUUCAGUAUGUAACACUAUCUUGGAAUAAGGGACUGGAAAUAAGGUUGCAUUGUGUAACAAUGGACUCAAUGGCAAUGAAUCUUGAUUUUCUUGGAAUA